This is a messenger RNA of Psammomys obesus (fat sand rat), 1454 nucleotides long. It is a transcript of the gene Nmi, whose product is annotated as N-myc and STAT interactor. Gene Ontology annotation, molecular function: nucleic acid binding. The record is from RefSeq and is a predicted model, not a curated record. Bases 435 to 1358 code for a protein of 307 amino acids. Gene Ontology annotation, cellular component: cytoplasm. The transcript has 10 exons. Lineage: Eukaryota; Metazoa; Chordata; Mammalia; Rodentia; Muridae.
UGGAUAAUAGAGAGUUCUGCCUCGACUUCCGUUUUUAUCCAGCUUUACACGGAACAGUGCGUUCCAUGUAAUGCACACAUAAAAAUAAACUUUUCAAAGCAUUUAGCUCUUCAAUUUACCGCCGCCUACACAGAAACAUCAGCAAAGGCGCCCCGGACGAAGUCCGCAGGACACGAAACAGAAGCAUCCGGUUUUCAAAAUAACCGAAAGCGAAAGCCUUGCCCGUCACCAAGCGCUGCCCUCCGCAGAGGCUUUGGAGUUGGAGUUCGGUUUUAAGGCGCCCGCUUCCGGGAGCAGGCACUGUGUGUGGCUCACCCUGGUGACCACUGCACUAAAUAGGAAUGGAAGGAGUGGACAUUCUCGUUUUGUUCCAGAGUUUUGAGACAACACAUCCAGUUCUUCUCCAUUUGAUACAAUGUUAGCUGUAGAGAAUCAUGGAUGAUGAUAAAGGCAACACAAAGCAAGCGUGGAGAGAGUGCUCACAAGAGAAAGACACUAUGACAUGUGAACAACACAAGGGAUUAAUUCAUGAAAUUAUGGGGGAAAACAAAGAGCUAGAGGAGAUGAUCAGAAAACUUGAAGCUGAAUUACACGAGGAUGCCAGAGAGUUCCAAAUUAAAGAGAACAUACCAGAAAAAAAGCUUAAAUUCACUUCAGUGGAGAGUCCCAAGGAUGGCGGCCAGUUCUCAAAUAGCUCCUGUUCAUUUCAAGUGAGCUCACAAAUUACUUAUGAGCUACAGAAAGGACAAGCACUCAUCACCUUUGACAAGGAAGAAGUUGCACAGAAUGUGAUAAUGAUGGGGAAGCAUGUCGUGCAGAUGGAAGGUACCGCUGUGGAGGUCACCGCCCAUCCAGUCCCACUCGAUACAGGGGUCAGAUUCCAGAUUCGUGUAGACAUUUCUAAAAUGAAGAUCAGUGUUACGGGAAUUCCCAGUGAACUGUCUGAGGAGCAGACGAGGGACAAACUGGAGCUGAGCUUCUGUAAGUCCAGGAACGGAGGUGGAGAAGUGGAAAGUGUGCACUAUGACAAGAGGUCCGGAAGUGCUGUCAUCACGUUUGUGGAAGCUGGAGUUGCUGACAAGAUUUUGAAAAAGAAAGACUAUCCUCUUUACAUGAAUCAAAAGUGCUAUAGGGUUCCUGUUUCUUCGUAUACAGAGAGACGCUUGGAAAAGUACCAGCUGUUUUCAGCUGUAUCCAAGAAGACAGUGCUCCUGACUGGUUUAGAAGGCGUUCAGCUAGACGAAGAGAUGGUGGAGGAUUUACUUGGCAUUCACUUCCAACGGAAGAAUAAUGGAGGUGGAGAAGUAGAUGCAGUCAAAUGUUCUCUAGAUCAUUCCUGCAUAGCAUAUUUUCAGUAACAUGCCGGAGAAACCAUGUGAAAAUGAUAGCUUUGAGCCCAGAAUCUCUGUAAACAUUUACAAAAUACUAUAAUCCUUAAAAAACAAAACCUUUAA